AUGGCUUCCAAAGGCGGCCUGCUCGGCCAGCAACUCGAGAAACUGAUCGAGUCCGUCCUUUCUGUCGCACGAUCCCGCGAACAACCCGUUCUUGCUAGCAAGUGGCAAUGCAUCAAAAACUGUUUGAAAUGGGGUUUGAACCCAAACUAUGUCUUCGAAGACGGGAUGUCCUUGAUGGCACAAGCCAUCGUGAAGUCAACGGUGAAUCCGUACAAACAGCACAGGGAGGUGAAGAUUUUACUCGCCCAUGGGGCUGACACAGGUUGUCUCACCUCGCUGCCGGACAAGGAUUCAAUGCUGCAUCUAGCAUGCCUUUAUUAUCAGCCAAAGAUCGUGCAGGAAUUGCUCGAAAAAGGUGCAGACCCUAAUCUGAGAGACGCACAGAACCGCACACCCAUCCAUAGGUUGUUUGACAGGCACGAACUCAAGUCGAGAGACCGGAAUUACCUGCUUGACAUUCUCCUCAAGGACCCAAACGUCAGAAUCGAUGAACGUGAUGGCAAUGGUCGGACCCCAUUAAGCCUUGUUGCGGGUCACUCAGUCAACUUAUCGAUGGCUAGGAAAUUCGUCAGCAGAGUUGUUUAUUUGCCAGAGAGGGUCGACCUCAAUUCUCAAGACAACGAGGGGAAAUCACCGCUUUGUCACGCCAUUUCCACCCGGGACUGUUACAUGGUCCGUCAAUUCGUCUCGCAGGACAGACUUGAUCCCAACCUCGGUCCGGCAGAUGCAUUCCCUCUGCUUCUCGCUGUUGAUUUUGAUAAGCUGGCGGUUCUGGAAAUUUUGCUAGACUCGAGACAACUCGAUCUGAACAAGCAAACUAGCGAAGGGGAGACCGCCUUGCUGAGGGCAAUUCAUAUUGGCAAUAGGGAAGCCGUAAAGUUGCUUGCCCGAGCUGGUGUCAAUCCCGACAUCGAAUCACGCGAAGGUGAGGAGACAGCACGAGAGGCGGCCCUCAAUGCGGGUAUCCUUGUCAGCAGGCUUGUCGGCUGGAAAAGACCUCGCCUGAACUAG
Molecule: messenger RNA, 1011 nt
Organism: Penicillium bovifimosum
Lineage: Eukaryota; Fungi; Ascomycota; Eurotiomycetes; Eurotiales; Aspergillaceae
Product: ankyrin repeat domain-containing protein
Exons: 1
Coding region: 1-1011 (336 amino acids)
Molecular function (GO): protein binding
Source: RefSeq, a predicted model, not a curated record